Molecule: messenger RNA, 2745 nt
Organism: Cottoperca gobio
Lineage: Eukaryota; Metazoa; Chordata; Actinopteri; Perciformes; Bovichtidae
Gene: tcea3
Product: transcription elongation factor A (SII), 3
Exons: 21
Coding region: 448-2673 (741 amino acids)
Biological process (GO): DNA-templated transcription
Cellular component (GO): nucleus
Molecular function (GO): zinc ion binding; nucleic acid binding
Source: RefSeq, a predicted model, not a curated record
AAUACACAUGUAGGAAACUGUGAUUCAGUGUCAGGCUGCACUUUGGCACGGCAGCAACUGUAGCACUGGUGUGCAAAUAAGCAGGUGAUAUAAUGCAGCCAGAACACAAAGUAAUACAUUAGACGUAGCAUGAAGCCAAUGAGGUAACUACUGAGGAAGUAUUAAAAGACACUGACUAUUUGACAUAACUUUAAAAGAAUCACCUUGAGAAAAAGAUAUUUGUGUUGUGCCAUGUGUCCACUUCAACGUCUAUAUUUAGUUGUUGUCAUGUGUCGUGCAGCAUGUCAGCUGGGAUCCUGCAGCAGGACACGCCUCUGGGCUGAAUGGAGCGUGCGCCGUGCGUAAAGUCCGACCUGCAGCGGAUCCAAACUGUUUUCAAACCUAAUUUCACGGUUUUUAAUAAGUAGCCUAUCGACAUUAUAUAUAUAUAUUAAAUUAAAUGCAGCGAUGACGUCAGAGGAAGAUCUCAUUCGGAUUGCAAAAAAACUGGACAAAAUGGUGUCUCGAAAUAACACGGAGGGCGCCCUGGACCUGCUGAGGGAACUGAAAAGUUUUAAUAUCACACUCAAACUUCUCCAGGAAACGAGGAUCGGCAUGUCUGUGAACGGCAUCAGGAAGCACUGCACAGACGAGGAAGUCAUUGCCUUGGCUAAGGUCCUCAUUAAAGACUGGAAAAGACUUCUGGACUCUGAGAAAUCGUCUGAAAUGAAGAACGGAUUGGACUCCAGCCAAACGGCAGUGUCUCCAAGCAGCUCCCCCUCUGAGACACAGAGCAGUCACAGGAGACUGGAUGUCAAACCGAAACACGACUCGGAUCCAGACAAAACCCCCCCCGAUAAAAACCGAAGAGAAAAACACAACGACGAACACAAAAACAAAAAGAGACUCGCAGAAGACACCAGGGAUGAAAAGCACCUGGAGGAGCCCAAAAAUGAGAAACAUCACCAAGAAAUCAGAAAAGAGAAGCAUUUAGAAGAACCCCAAAAACGAAAACACGCAGAGGAUGCCCCGCUGCAAGUAGAUAACAAUAAACAGAAGCAUGCGCAAGACCUGCCGAGUGAGAAGCACAAGCCGGAAACAAGGAAAGAAAGAGCCGAACCAAAGAAGAUGAGACACGUGGAAGAAGUCAAAAAGGAAAAACACUCAGAGAAGCACAGCUACGCAGAUGACAUGAAGAAGGACAGACACAGAGAAGAAAGCAGACACGAGCUGCAGAGAGCGCAGGGUGAACCCCUGAGAAAGAAACCCGCUUUUCACAAACCACUGUUUGAAAGGAGAGGAGUGAUGGACGGCACGGUUCUGUAUCCCACCCGGUUCCCCUCUCCCCCUCGACCUGCUCGGCCUCCCCUCCCCAAACGCCCCUCUGUGGACCUGAAAAAAGACCGGAAGGACGUUAAAGACUCUUCCUCCCGACAACCUCGCCCUCACACUCCUCGACCCGCCUCCCCGCCGGCUAAGCGACCUUCCCUGGAAAUAAAGAAAGAGAGGAAAUUUCCUCUGGACCCAAAUGCGCCAUUUGCUCCUCUUCCUCUUCACCUUCAUCCUCCUCCACCCAGAAAAGAGCCUCCUGACCCCAACGCUCCUCUUCCUCCACUUCCAUUUCACCUUCACCCCCUGCCUGCUCCCCCAAAGCGUCCCUCACUGGAUGUGAAAAAGGAGAGCAGGAAGGAGUCGUCAGACUCUAAACCUCCUCCACAGAAGAAGACGUCCGAUCCCGUGAAGAAAGAGAGGAAAGACUCAUCGGAUAGCAAAGUGCCCAUUAAACACUCCGAUGAAGCCAAGAGAGAAAGGAAAGAUUCAUCUGACUCAAAACCGCCGCCUCCCAAAAAGCCCAGUUUGGAUGUCAAAAAAGAAAAACAAAGGAAAGACUCCUGUGACUCGAAGCCUGGCCAGCUUGCCAAGCAUCUGUCAACUGACUCCAAACCUGACAGGCGGGAAUCCAUUGAUUCAAAGAAAAGCAGCUCCCCACCAGCAAAGAAGCUAACAGUUGAAAGAAGAGAGUCUCACGGCUCCAAGACUUCUCAGCCUGGACCUCCACAGAGGAAGCCCUCUACUGACAGCAUUGAAAGCAGGAAGGGAAAAAUCGAUACCCCUAAAACUCCCACCACCCCGACCAGCCCCGUGUCUCCUGGCUUCAGUUCUCCUGGAGGUCCACUGUCCCCUCGCUUCGCCACUGGGGACUCCAUCAGAGACAAGUGCAUUGGGAUGUUGGCAGCUGCCCUGCGCACAGACAACAACUACAAGGAUUAUGCAACUAACUGUGACAGCAUGGCUGCAGAGAUUGAAGAUCAUAUCUACCAGGAUUCAAAGGCCACUGAUAUGAAAUAUAAAAACAGAGUCCGCAGCCGCAUCAGCAACCUGAAGGACCCGAAGAACCCUGGGCUUCGCAGGAACGUCCUCGCAGGAAACAUUGACCUGAGCCGCAUUGCCAGCAUGUCUGCUGAGGAGAUGGCCAGCGACGAGCUGAAACAGCUUAGGAACGUUCUCACACAGGAGGCCAUCAGGGAGCACCAAAUGGCCAAAACUGGUGGCACCUCCACCGACCUGCUGCAGUGCGACAAGUGCAACAAGAGGAACUGCACCUACAACCAGGUGCAGACACGCAGUGCUGAUGAGCCAAUGACCACAUUUGUUCUGUGUAAUGAGUGUGGUUACCGCUGGAAGUUCUGCUGAUGGCUUCCAGAGGAAACCAUGUUUUUUUCUGAGCAUAUUGAACUUCGUUAUUUUCUAUAAAGGAGGAGGGGG